Ectocarpus siliculosus is the source of this 1491-nucleotide messenger RNA. The record is from the annotation of a GenBank genome assembly. NCBI's taxonomy places the organism in Eukaryota, Phaeophyceae, Ectocarpales, Ectocarpaceae.
AUGGGCGGCCACAUGGAGCUAGCAAGGAGAGCGGUUCGGGUGCUGAUGGUCCAGAAGAUGCUGCAGAGCAAGCAGCACGAAGUCGGAGUUGUCCUGUUCGGCCUGCCCGAGGCUGAGACCGCCAACCAGCUCAACGAGGCCGAGACCAGCGACUACCUCGGCGUCAAGGAGUACUGCCUCCUUGACAAGGGCAGCGUGGCGGUCCUCCGCAAGGUGGAAGCGAUGAACGUCCCGGACUCCGGCGAGCCGGCGACGGGCGACCUGCUGGAUGCCAUGGUGGUCGGGAUGCACAUGAUUCGCUCCAGGACCCUCAAGAAGAAGUACAUCCGGCACGUGUACCUUCUGACGGACGCGGCCACCCCUGUGGCGGAGGUCUCGCAGCUCGGUGACAUCGUCGGCAUGUACACGGACCCGACCAUGGAGUGCCGGCUGCACUUCAUAGGCUUCGGCCACGGAGCCCCCGCGGAGGAAGGAGGGGGCACCGUCAAGGAGCAGAACGAGAAGAUGCUAGCGAGCGUUGCGGCAGCCACUCGAGGCACUGUGGUGCCUGCUCAAACUGUGGUGGACCUGAUGGGCGAGUCGACAAUCAAGACUACCAAUCCGGUCCUGUCCAAGGUCGACCUGUCCUUGGGUACCAACCUGACUUUGCACUGCAGGUUCUUCAAGAAAACAGACACGGGUCUGAAGGAGUCGCUCAAGAAGGAGUCCAUCGCGUCCUACGACCCCGCCGGGGGGAGUGGUAGCGACGGCAAGGUUAGGGUCGACAAGACCUACAGGGAUCCAGAGAUGCCCGAGGUGGAGGUGGACUUUGAGCACCAGGUGAAAGGUUUCCGCUAUGGCCAGGACUACAUUCCGGUUAACUCGGUGGACGAAGGCUCCCUGAAGCUGCCGGACGAGCCGCCGUCCCUCAAGGUGCUGGGCUUCACGCCGUCCUCCAGCGUCGAGAGGCAUUUCUACAUGGACGACACUUUCGUGCUCCUUUCCGAACCAGGGAGUGGCCAGGCGGCAGGGGCCAUCUCCAGCCUCUCGAGCGCCAUGCGGAACCUCGACCAGGUGGCCGUGGCUCGGUUCGUCAGGAGAAAGUCGGGGGAGCCGUGGCUGGGAAUUUUGAUCCCGGACUCUACGGGGGUGGUGCCCACGGAGCGGCUCCUGUUCCAGAAGAUCCCAUUCAUCGAGGACGUCCGAGCCUUCAACUUCCCCUCCUUAGCGAAGCCCCCGCCCAGUCGCACGCCUUCCGACGAACAGAAGAGAGUCUCGGCGUCCCUGGUGGAGGCGAUGAUGAUCCCCGAGUUGGACGGGAACAUGCAAGGAGGCGUUCGCGGCGGUCUGGUUCUCGAUCCGGUUCGCCAGGGCAUCAACGGGGCAAAGGUAGCGCGUGCCAUGGACCCAGAGUGCGAGCUGCCGGACGUCAACCCGUCCGUGAGGGCCGCCCUGGCUCCCGAGCCGCAGCUCCUGGACAGGGCCAAGUCCGUACUCGAGGUCCCCCUCUAA